GUGUGUAAUGUAACAUAUAUAUAACCGACAAAAAAUUUUCUCGUAGAAGUAGCACGCAAGCAAUUGUAGUCGCGAGCGUCAGUCUCCAAAAUAUUUUUAAAGUACAUAUAUUAUCUAAAACUACCCUCUAAGACUACCCUCAUUAGCUUCCCCCUAAAAUAAUAAUUUCAAGUGUAACUAAAAGAAAAGUGUAACAACAAUUAUAUCACAAGCUUUAAUAAACAAAAUCAUUUACUGUGUUGUUAAAAAUAAAUAAAUAAAUAAAUAACUGAUAUGUGUCUGUGUGUGUGUGUACAAAAAAGUCGGCGAUAUUUGGAUAAUGUGAUGGCAUUUACUCCAAAAUAAAAAUAAUGGAUUUAGAGGAUUUAUAAAAAAAAAACGCAUAUAUUUUACCAAAUUUUUUAUCAUUUGUUUAUAACCAUCAAAAAUAAAUAAAUAUUUAUUUUUUAUGUGAGUAGUAGUGUCGGCGCUCGCGCUAAAUUAAAAUGGCGGUCUUUCCUUGAGCAAAUUUUUGGACACACACACAUCUACAUAUAUUUCAUUAAAAAAUAAUAUAAAAAAAAGAGAGACAAACACGUUGGAAGUUUUGUGUGUCCAGUGCAUUUCAUCCCCACCAAUGAUAAAUAUUUUAAAAAAAAAUAUAUUUAAAAAAGUUUAAUAGUUAAAUUAAUUUCGAUUAGUUUUUGGAGUAAUUAUCAUUUGUUGUCUAUAUCAAAGGGACAAUUUGUAAUUAAAUUGGCUUGCUGGGGUUCUACAAAGUAAUCUACACAUAUAUAUAUAUUUAAAAUACAUGUGUAUUUAUCGUUUUUUUGUAUGUGUGUUUGGCGAAAUGUGAAACGACUCCGUUUUGUGAUUCUAAAACAACCGGUGUAAUAAUUAUAAAGUUAAAAAAAAAAAAAAAUAUAUAUAUAUUCCAUUAAUAUAAAAUUGGAAAAUUUGUUUUUUAUAGAUAAAUAAAUAACUAAAUACACACAUAUACAUGUGAUUUGAAAAAGAAAAUAAAGCAAUGGAGUGUGACACAGUAAAGUGUUGACUCAGUAUCAUUUUUCAGCGAGAUAAAAAAAAUUAAAAAAAAAAAUUAAGUUAAAACAAUAGUGUAUUGGUGUAUGUACAGUUAAACUUGUAUAUAUUUUUUUUUUUUUUUUCUUUAGUUAUUAUUUAUUUUUUAUUUUUUUGGUGGUCAGAUAUACGUGUCGCCUGGAUUAAAUAUAUACACGCGUGUAAUAAUAAUUAAAAUUUGUUAUUAAAAGUGGCGGGGAACGGGGAUUGUUAUUAUUAAAAAGUGAUAAUUAAAGUGGGUAAUUUUCUACUAGCCAGGAGGUGGUGGUGGUGGGUUAAUAUUCCAUGCCGAUGCCGGUGGAAUACCACGGUAACCACGAGAGCACAAAUUUCGGGCUCGCAACAACCGCUGGUGUUGUUGCUUCACAGGACGCCAACAACAUGACGGCAAACAUGUAUCGGGUGGGAGAUUAUGUUUAUUUUGAAACAUCAUCGACGUCACCCUAUCAAAUUCGUAGGAUAGAGGAAUUAAAUAAGACACCAAGUGGUAAUGUAGAAGCUAAAGUAAUGUGCUUCUUCAGGCGGAGGGAUUUACCCUCAACCUUGAUAAUGCUUGCCGACAAGCAUCAGUUGGCAAGCGUGGAACAGCAGAGAUCUGAAUCACCUGCAAGUACGAUGAAAAUCGAGAAUCAAGAUAUGUCAUCAAAGGAUAUGACAAGUAAAGAUGGAAUUGUAACAAAAGUCAUGAGCAAAGGGGCUGGUAAAGGUGGAUGGUUAAAAGCCCCACUUUCUGAAGCUCACGAGCCACAUGGUAUGGAUGAAAGUGUUGUUGGUGCUGGUGGUAUUGGUGAUUUAAGUACAAAACAACGUCAUCAAAUGAAACACAGAGAACUUUUUUUAUCACGUCAAGUUGAAACAAUGCCAGCAACUCAUAUUAGAGGAAAAUGUUGUGUGACAUUACUCAAUGAAACAGAAUCAUUAUUGAGUUACUUAAAUAAAGAGGAUUCAUUUUUUUACUGUCUUGUAUUUGAUCCAGCUCAACGUACACUAUUAGCUGAUAAAGGUGAAAUAAGAGUUGGUAGUAAAUAUCAAGCAGAUGGUAUAUCACUAACAUCAUUAAGUCAAACUGAACGUGAUAAUGAUUCACGUAAAUUAAGUGAAUUAGAAACAUUAGUAUGGACACCACGUCAUUCAUUAACUGAUCGUCAAAUUGAUCAGUUUUUAGUUGUUAGUAGAUCAGUUGGUACAUUUGCACGUGCUCUUGAUUGUUCAUCAUCAAUAAAACAACCAUCAUUGCAUAUGUCAGCAGCAGCUGCAUCACGUGAUAUAACAUUAUUUCAUGCAAUGGAUACAUUACAUAAACAUAAUUAUGAUGUUGCUAAAGCAAUGUCAUCACUAGUACCAUUAACUGGUCCAGUAUUAUGUCGUGAUGAAAUGGAAGAAUGGAGUGCAUCUGAAGCUAAUUUAUUUGAAGAAGCACUUGAUAAAUAUGGAAAAGAUUUUUCAGAUAUACGUCAAGAUUUUUUACCAUGGAAAACAUUAAAAAAUGUUAUUGAAUAUUAUUACAUGUGGAAAACAACAGAUCGUUAUGUACAACAAAAACGUGUUAAAGCUGUUGAAGCUGAAAGUAAAUUAAAACAAGUUUAUAUACCAAACUAUAAUAAAACACCAUCAACAACAUUAACAAAUACACCAACAAUUGGUGCAACAAUAAUGCCAAUAAUUGGUAAUAAUAGUAAUACAACAACAAAUGGUAAUAAAAAUAUAAGUAUAUUAAAUGGUAGUACUAGUAGUAAUAGUAGUAAUGGUAAUAUAAUAACAACAACAUCAUCAUCAUCAACAAAUGAUACAAGUGGUAUGUUAAUUGUUGGUGGUAAUGUUAAUGGUAAACCAUGUGAAAGUUGUUUAAAUAGUCAAAGUACACAAUGGUAUUCAUGGGGACCAUCACAUAUGUCAUGUAGAUUAUGUCAAAUAUGUUGGACAUAUUGGAAAAAAUAUGGUGGUUUGAAAUCACCAUCACGUAUUGAUGAUAAUGAUUUAGAACGUAAAAAUAAUAAAACUGUAAUAAAUUCAGAUGAUGAAAUUAAAAAUAUAAGUGGUGCACAUAGACCACAUCGUUGUAAUAUAACAACAUGCGGUAAAGAAUUUAAAUUAAAAGCACAUUUAUCACGUCAUUAUGCAAGUGUACAUGGUGUUGAUUAUCGUGGUAAUAGUAGUGGUGGUAUUAAUAAUUGUGGUAGUGGUUCACCACGUCCAGUUAUGAAAACACGUUCAGCAUUUUAUUUACGUACAUCUGUAUUAGCACGUGCUGCACGUAGAUUAUGUUCAAUACAAUUACGUAUACGUCAUUUUGCACGUUCACCACAUCAACAAAUUAAUUCAACUCCAUUACGACAAUUAUGUUUAUCACCACAAUUAACAAAUAAAACAAUUGUUGAAUUAAAAUUAAUAUCACGUGCUAAAAAAUUACGUCAACGUCCACGUGUUACUGAUAUUGCAACUAAACUUGGUGAUCAUCCACAACCAAAGACACCUGGUGAAUGGGAUUGGCUUGCAUUAACAUCACCUGGACAAAGAAAACAGCCAGAUCGUUUAUUUUUUCCAAGACCUCCAAAAGCACCAGAUGGCAGUCUCUUGUACGAAAGAAUACCAAACAAACCAGAAGUUGAAAAAAUACCAUCAACUCCACCACAACCACAAUUAUUAAAUCAAUCAGCAUCACAACCACAACAAACAUUAUUAAAACGUCCAAGACCAUUUGAUGAAAUAAAUGGAUCAGAUGGCUUUUACUCGGAUGCCGAUUGGGAUGAAGGUAUUGCCCUGAAUGCAGGGCUUGCAGGUGGACCACCAGCAAAAAGAAUUCUUCAUUCACAACAAUUACAAUCUAAACAACAUGGUAUGGAUAAUAUGCCAAUUGCACCAAUGUCAACACCACUGAAUGGCAGAUCAGUUCAUUCACAUAAUUAUCCACAUGGUGCACCAAUAUCACGUAGUAAUGCGCGCAAACAAGUUAUAUCAUGGAUGGAUGCACCAGAUGAUGUGUAUUUUCGAGCAACUGAACAAACAAAGAGACUAAGAAGGGCUUUAUCAUCAGUUGAGCUUAGAAGAUCAGCUCGUAAACCAUGGCGUAGAUUGCCAUUACCAAUAACAUCACAAAUGCCACAACCACCACCUCCACCACCACGACCAUCAUCAUCGUCAUCAUCAUCACUUCCAAUACAAUUACCACUACCAUCACAACAACAAAGAACAUCAGCUCCUUCUUCACGUGGUGGUGAUGAUCCAAGAAUGGUCGUUAUUCUCGACUGAACUGAUUCAUCAUAAGCAACAAAAGUUGAUUAAUAGAAUCAUCAAAAUGUUCAUCAGUUUAUUUGAAAAAAAAAAAAAUUAAAAACAAAAUCCAUCAUUAAUUGUUUGAUUAAUUUUUGUUUUUUUUUUUUUUUCUUUUUCAACAAUUAAAACAAUAAAUUAAUUUUAUUCAAAUAUUGAUAUUUUGUGAAUGAUUUAAUUAAUAAGAUGUGAGAUUUAUGCGCGUGUGGUUGAUUGAAUGAUUAUGAUUUGGAUAAAUUUUAUUUUCUGUUUUUUUACGAUAAAUUUAUAAGGGAAACGGAAAAAUUGUAAAAAAAAAAAAAUGAAACAUGAUUGAUUCAUUCAAUAAGACAUGAUAUAGAAAUUAGUAAAGAAAAAAUAAAUAAAUAAUUGCUUAUGAAAAUCAAGCUUCAAUUAAAAUUAAAAUUUUUAAUAAACCAAAACGUAAUUAUACAACAAAAUUGAUGAUGCGAAUGAUAGAUAAAAUUUGUCAGCUCUCUUUGUCUUUGUCUAGUUUUUUUUUUAUAUUUGUUGGUAUGAUAUACAAUUUCUUGAUUAAAAAUUAAUAAAAAAAAAAAAGAGCUAAAAUCAAUAUUGAAACAUUCAUGUGAAAUUCAAAAGAAAUAAACAAAUAAAUAAAACUAUUUCCUCAUCGGUAUUAACUAAUUAUUGUUGUUCAUGAUAAUAAUAAUUAUUAAUUAAUUAAAUGUAAAUAAAUCUCAUACAUCCAUAAAUAAAAAUAAAAAUUGGAUAUCCGUAAGUAUGAUGAAAUUUAUAAGACAAAUUCAGCUGUUUUUUUUUUUUUUAAUAUAUAAAUUACACAUUUAUACAUGGUUACAGCGAUGUAACCGUGCGUAGUCCGAAUAUACGCAGAAUCAUGAUAUUUAAUUGUGCUGAAUACGUACAUAAGCACUGUUUUUUUUUGUUUUUUGUUGUUUUCUAGAAUUUGUAGAAAACUGUGACACUGGUGUAUUAAGCAAAAUGUUUUUUUUGCUAUUGUCAACACAUGGUAUGAAUGCAUAGACUGAGAAAUGAAUGAAAAAUAAAUAAGUUAAAAAAUAAUGAAAAAAAAGGUAAUAAGGAAUAA
This is a messenger RNA of Aphidius gifuensis, 5395 nucleotides long. It is a transcript of the gene MTA1-like, whose product is annotated as metastasis-associated protein MTA3. Gene Ontology annotation, biological process: negative regulation of transcription by RNA polymerase II. Lineage: Eukaryota; Metazoa; Arthropoda; Insecta; Hymenoptera; Braconidae. The record is from RefSeq and is a predicted model, not a curated record. Gene Ontology annotation, cellular component: nucleoplasm; NuRD complex. Gene Ontology annotation, molecular function: transcription corepressor activity; chromatin binding; sequence-specific DNA binding. Bases 1345 to 4308 code for a protein of 987 amino acids. The transcript is spliced from 10 exons.